AUGUAUGAUGCAGAGAUUGUGUGCCCUGAAAAGCGCCAGGCCUUUGCAAAUAUCAGCCUGACAAGAAACACAGUUGCCGACAGAAUUUCUGAUCUUUCAGCGGAUUUGGACAGCCAGUUGAAGCAAAAAGUAAAGUCAUUUAUUGCGUUUUCAGUUGCAAUUGAUGAAGGCACGGACAUUACAGAUGUUGCACAACUGGCAAUUUUCAUCCGCGGAGUUGAUGACACAUUGACCGUCACCGAGGAGUUCGUGGAGUUGGUACCGAUGACAGAUACAACGACCGCAGCUGAUAUUUUCACCGCACUCGUCGGCGCGCUGGACAGGGUUGGAGUGGACUGGUCCCGCGUUGUCAGCCUGGCUACAGAUGUUGCGCCCUCAAUGAUCGGGAAGAAAGCAGGCGUUGUAAAAAAGUUCAGAGAUAAAGUGCAAUCUGCAAAUGGAGGACGUGAUUUUUGGACUUUUCACUUUAUUUUGCACCAGGAGGCUUUGUGUUGCAAGUCACUGAAAAGGGAUAACGUCAUGAAGGUGGUCAUCCAAACUGUUAAUUUCAUCCGAUCCAGAAGCGUCAAUCACCGUCAGUUUGACAGCCUUCUCAGAGAGAAAGACCACAUCUAUGACCUGCCAUACCACACUGAGAGGGUCAGGCCAUCCCCGAGGAGUCAGUUGAACGGUAAGAACAACAUCUGGGCUAUCAACACCUACACCCUGCCCAUGAUCAGGUACCCUGCUGGGAUAAUAAGCUGGCCAAAGGAGGAGAUAGAAGCCACUGACCCCAAAUCCCCCAAAUCCAGCACCCUGAGGCUAUGCAUCACUCUGGGAAUCCUGUCACUUCACCCAGAUCUCCUACCUCCCCUGUUUCCAGACCUCCCCCCGCAAACCUCUUCCUUUCCACCUUCAUCCUGUAAAUUGCAAAAGAAAUUUAAUCUCAAUGGCAUACACAGGCCUGGGGAUGUAAUUCUGGGAGGGUUAUUUGAAGUCCAUUACAGUUCUGUAUUCCCUGAGCGGACGUUCACCUCAGAGCCCGAUCAGCCUACCUGCCAAGGCAUUGACACCCCUGGAUUCAGACAUGCCAUGACCAUGGCCUUUGCCAUUGAUGAGAUUAACAAGAAUUCAAAGAUACUUCCUAAUGUGACUCUGGGAUACAGGCUUUAUGACAAUUGUGCUACACUUGAUAUUGGGUUCAGUGCAGCAUUGUCAUUAGCCAGCGGUCAAGAGGAGCAAUUUAGGCUUCUGGAGAACUGUUCAGGGACCCCUUCAGUUGUGGGGAUUGUGGGUGAUCCUUUCUCCACAUUUUCUAUUGCUGCCUCAAGUGUUCUUGGUUUAUUCAAGCUUCCUAUUGUGAGUUAUUUUGCCACUUGCUCCUGUCUGAGUGAUCGACAGAGGUUUCCAUCCUUCUUCAGAACAAUCCCAAGUGAUGCUUUCCAGGUCCGUGCUAUGAUUCAGAUUCUAAAACACUUUGGCUGGACAUGGGUAGGUCUACUAGUCAGUGAUGAUGAUUAUGGACUCCAUGUUUCCAGAUCCUUCAAGUCUGACUUUCUUCAAUUAAGUGGAGGUUGUUUGGCCUACUCAGAGAUUUUACCUUGGGAAGAUCAUCCAAAUGAAUACAAGAAAAUUGUGGAUCUGAUGGCCAGAUCCACAGCUCGUGUUGUCAUUGUGUUUGCACUUAAAAUACACCUGAUUCAUCUCAUGACAGAGGUGAAGCAGUUUUGGGAAGAUACAUUUCACUGUAGAUUUUCAGCAGACUGGUUGGAAGAUGGUGGGACACUUUGCACUGGAGAAGAAGAGCUUAGGAAUGCUGAGACUGAACUUUUGGAUGUGACUGAACUCAGGCCUGAGUAUAAUAUUUAUAAAGCUGUGUAUGCUCUUGCACAUGCCCUUGAUGACAUGCUGCACUGUGUUCCAGGGAGAGGACCUUUUAUUGGGCACAGCUGUGCCACUUUGCAAAAAUUAGAGCCAUGGCAGCUGAUGUAUUACUUGGAAAAAGUCAACUUCACAACUCCAUUUGGUGAUCAAGUAUUUUUUGAUGAGAAUGGUGAUGCCUUACCUAUCUAUGAUAUCAUGAACUGGCUGUGGCUCCCUGAUGGAAGCACUAAAGUUCAGAAUGUGGGUGAGGUUAAGAGGUCAGUUUUCAAAGGUGAAGAACUCACACUUGAUGAAAACAAAAUCUUCUGGAACUUUAAAUCAGAAGAGCCACCUGCAUCAGUUUGCAGUAAAAGCUGCCCUCCAGGAACACAUAUAGCAAGGAAGCGGGGAAAGCCUGUGUGUUGCUAUGACUGCAUCCCUUGCUCUGAGGGAAAGAUCAGCAAUAACACUGACUCCUUAGAGUGCACCAGUUGUCCAGAAGACUUCUGGUCAAGCCCCCAGAGAGAUCACUGUGUUCUUAAGAGAACAGAGUUCCUCUCCUACCAUGAGCCUCUGGGAAUCUGCUUGACAACCACCUCACUGCUGGGCACAUUUAUCUGUACUGUUGUUCUAGGAAUUUUCACAUAUCAUCGCAGCACACCUAUGGUGCGUGCAAACAAUUCAGAAUUGAGCUUUCUGCUUUUAGUGUCACUUAAGCUGUGUUUCCUGUGUUCACUGUUAUUCAUCGGAAGACCCAGACUUUGGACAUGCCAACUGAGACAUGCAGCAUUUGGGAUCAGCUUUGUGCUUUGUGUCUCAUGUAUCCUGGUGAAAACUAUGGUUGUUGUGGCUGUGUUCAAAGCCUCCAAGCCAGGAGGGGGAACCAAUCUUAAGUGGUUUGGUGCUAUACAGCAGAGAGGGACAGUUCUGGUUCUUACUUCCAUUCAAGCUGCAAUCUGCACUGCCUGGCUUGUCUCUUCCUCUCCAACUCCACAUAAAAACACCCAAUACUACAAUGACAAAGUGGUGUAUGAGUGUGCUGUUGGGUCUACAAUUGGCUUUGGAGUAUUACUGGGUUACAUUGGUGUGCUGGCUAUCCUUAGCUUUCUGCUAGCAUUUCUAGCCAGGAAUCUUCCAGACAACUUUAAUGAGGCCAAAUUCAUCACAUUCAGCAUGCUGAUCUUCUGUUCCGUGUGGGUGGCCUUUGUUCCUGCUUAUGUAAAUUCUCCUGGCAAAUAUGCAGAUGCAGUAGAAGUAUUUGCCAUCUUGGCCUCAAGUUUUGGGCUAUUGGUGGCACUGUUUGGACCCAAAUGUUACAUAAUUCUGCUGAAACCAGAGAGAAACACAAAAAAUGCAAUCAUGGGUCGAGAGACCACCAAGCCAUAA
Pelmatolapia mariae (spotted tilapia) is the source of this 3228-nucleotide messenger RNA. RefSeq names its product extracellular calcium-sensing receptor-like. Gene Ontology annotation, cellular component: plasma membrane. Lineage: Eukaryota; Metazoa; Chordata; Actinopteri; Cichliformes; Cichlidae. Gene Ontology annotation, biological process: G protein-coupled receptor signaling pathway. Gene Ontology annotation, molecular function: G protein-coupled receptor activity. Bases 1 to 3228 code for a protein of 1075 amino acids. The record is from RefSeq and is a predicted model, not a curated record. The transcript is spliced from 11 exons.